UUUUAAUGUGUUUUGAUAUGUUUCAGUCUACUCUAGAUUAUUUUUUUCUGAUCCUUAAUAUUUUCCAUCUUAGACUAGUGGGAGCUCCUAGAAGUUCACUUCUGUGUCCUCAUUAAUCUCUGAUAACUUUUACAUCGCAGGCAUAAGCUAUUUUAGGCUUACAUUAUACAUUUCCUGCCCCAAACCUGGACCAUCUACUUUCCCUUCAUAUCUUUCACAUAGGAAAAUAAUCUAAUGCUUCCCCCCUUCAACAUGGUGGUUCUCAGAAUGUUCUUGUUUCUAUGACACACCAAUUCUGUAAUUAGAGGUUCUAAAGCUGUAUAAUAAAGAACUCUAAUGGUUACCUUCUUUGUUUUCUACUUCUUUUCCAAGAUCAUGACUGAGAGAUUGCUAAUAAAAGCAUUGAGUGGUGGUAAAAAUACGAAGAUCAUUACUUUGAAUGGGAAGAAGAUGACAAAGAUGCCCUCAGCAUUAGGAAAACUGCCUGGCCUGAAGACUCUAGUCCUUCAGAAUAACCUAAUCCCCAAAGUGUGUCCAGAGUUAUGCAACUUGACCCAGUUGACAACACUAAAUCUGGGAAACAACCUUUUAGAAGAAGUUCCGGAAGAGAUGAAAUAUCUUACAUCUCUGAAGAAUCUCCAUUUAUCUGGAAAUAGGAUCUGUAGAUUUGCACCUGGAGCCUGUGAUGGCUUACAAAACUUAAUCCUGCUUAAUCUGAACAACAACCAUCUUACGCAGCUUCCUCAAGAAGUCAGCAGAUUAAAAAGUCUUACUUAUAUGAGUAUAAAUUAUAACCAACUAGCCAGCAUUCCUAGAGAACUUUGUUUUCUUGAGAAUCUUGUUGAACUUCAAGUUAACUACAAUCAGCUGAUAUGCAUACCUAAAGAGAUUAAAUUCUUGAAGAAGCUUCAGAAGCUUUUGCUAGCCAGAAACAACAUUGGAGUUUUGCCGGAGGAACUUUGUGAUCUUAAAAAACUGAGAAUCCUAGACAUAGCUGGAAAUAUUAUUCAGAUAUUUCCAUCAGGAUUUCAGGAUCUGAAGCUGAGGGAAUUCUACUGUGAGGGAAACCCACUGUUCCUGCAGCAGCCAGUGAUUUCUACACAGCGGGAGAAUGUCUGGAGUCUACAGGAAAUAACAUCAAGAUUUGUAAUGAAUCAGCUAGCAGAAAAUAACCCUUUCCUAAUGGAUGGCAUAGAACGGUACCCACAAGUCAGGAGAAUGAUCUCUCAGGGAAAAACAUGUGCAAUAUGUGGACAGUACUUUAUAACCGUAUGGCUGGAAUGUGUUCGAUUUGUUCCUCCACCAAAGGACUGGAAGAUAAGCAAGAAUCUGCAGCUGGUGCCUCUCCAAGUAUUAAUUUGUUCUUACAAAUGUUUUACUCAACGUGACCCUAACCUCUUCGGAAUUGCUCAGGUGUAGAACAGGUGAGGUGCUCAUUCAUAGCCUCACUCAACUUGCCCUCUCAGCUCUGCAUACACAGAUUAUGCCCUACUUAAGAUACCAUGCCUGUUCUCUUUGUCAACACAUUAAAUAAAGGAAGAAAAAUAAUUCCAUUAUAACGUUCCCAAUCUAAGCACUACAAUCUGCCUUUAGCUUGCUUAGAUUCUAGGUGUGCUUUUUUUGGCUUAAAAAAGUACAAAAAAAAAUUGAAAAAUAAAGAUUUGUGUGGCAAGUGA
This is a messenger RNA of Pongo pygmaeus (Bornean orangutan), 1676 nucleotides long. RefSeq names its product leucine rich repeat containing 69 (gene LRRC69). Gene Ontology annotation, molecular function: protein binding. The transcript is spliced from 8 exons. Gene Ontology annotation, cellular component: cytoplasm. Bases 337 to 1419 code for a protein of 360 amino acids. The record is from RefSeq and is a predicted model, not a curated record. NCBI's taxonomy places the organism in Eukaryota, Metazoa, Chordata, Mammalia, Primates, Hominidae.